Didymodactylos carnosus is the source of this 999-nucleotide messenger RNA. The record is from the annotation of a GenBank genome assembly. Lineage: Eukaryota; Metazoa; Rotifera; Eurotatoria; Philodinida; Philodinidae.
AUGUAUCAUGAUAUAGGUUGCAAUAACGAUCGAUUUUUGAUGUUUGAUGACGACGCAACUGGACCUAUCAACAAAGAUGUUUCUUUUGGAGAUAAUUUCAGUCAGGAAUCAGAAACAUCUAUUCUGAAUAACCCAUUAGCUGAUACAUCGAUUCCUUUAAUGCAAACAGAUACAAGUUCAACUCGUGACUUAUUCUGGUUGGAUUCACUUGUUGUGCCGGUGCUGAACGAUAAUCCAGCAGAUUCUGUUGAGAAGAUUUUGUCAACCGGCUUCGUCAACGAAAUAAAUGAAGAGGCAUCGUUUCAGCCAAGGAGUAAUAUCACAUUUGACGGUAAGAUAUUUUCAGCAUCGGAAAAGCAUGUUCCAUGCAUUAAUAUGAAACAAUUCAGUUGUUCAUUGGACGAUUUUCUAGAGAUAUUUGGCACUGAUAAUAUCAGUCAGCAAAUCGCUGCUUAUCCUGUUGAGCCACAGCUAGAAGUAUCAUCAACAUCAACAAUAAGUCAAGAUGAUAACUGGAAACUAUUAGAGAUCAUACCUGAUAUCCGUCAUUUGAUACCGAAUGGUUGGCAUGCUUAUGUCCGUGUUACUCGGAUACUAACAAGAAGAAUUCAUGAUCUAUUCUUCCUCCAUCCAUAUAAUUUAAACGCCAAUGAUGCAGAUGUAAAGGAGAAUUAUAGUUCUUUAUAUCAUCGGAUAGAUCAAGAGGAAAUGAAAAAUGGUUUGAAAAGGUUUUCACGAUUAAUCAUGAUCCGAAUGAAACAAACUUUAUUGUCUAAUCGAUUAUUGUCAUACUCACCGAAUGAAAUUGUACCAGCAUAUGCCCAACCAUGCAAUAAUGAUCAGCCCAAAAAGCUAAUCGAAGAUUUCAGUUUAAAGACAUGUCUAUUGGCAUUCGAUAUUGUAUUCGAGGCUCCUGAUGGCCUAUAUUAUCCAACUGGUAUAAGCUGUAUCUCUCACGAGAUAGUUGAAUGUAAGCAGAAUGAACAAUCAAAUGCUUGA